CGCGAGCAUCACUGUGCACCGAGCCGAGCGGAGCCGAGCCAAGCCGAGCAGCAACCGACAGAGACACCGACCCUCCGAGCGGACGACGGCUCCGUCAGCGGGCAUAUGAGGACUUCACCCCCCGGUUCAGCGGCUUGUUUUCGGUGAUUUCGCUCCUCGUCGCCUCUCUGGAUGGAUGUGAAGUAAAAAGGCCCCGCUGUCGUCAGUCGGUGUCCUCUCCAUCUCUGCGCUCUUCUUCCCCCGCUCCGUCAGCACCGCAUCCUGCCCUCAUCCACAAAAUGGCGGACAUGAUCGAGCUGGGACCCGCCUACGCCAUGUCUCCAGUCCUGGCGGGCUUCCUGGGCGCCGGCGUUCUGGUUCUGGUGGUGGUCGUUCUGGUCCUGCUUUGGUCCUUCUGUCAGCGGCGUUACCUGCGGAUCUCUGGACGCUACAAGCUGCACGGCGACCGUUACUGUGAUGCAGAGGACCCCCCCUACAAGUUCAUCCACAUGCUGAAGGGCAUCAGCAUUUACCCAGAAUCCCUCAGCGGCAGCAAGAGAAUCGUACGCGGCAUCCGGCGUGCUGACCGCUCUGACCGUGACAGUGAGCGAGGCUGCCCGGGCGCCACAGGGCGGGGCAUGGUGCUGGUGGACGCAGAGAACAACAUCCUGGACGUCCCGGGUCAGCUGCAGAUGAGCCACCUGGUCCCCCCUGCUGGGCCAGGCCCCGCCCACAGCCAGGCUCGUCUGGAGCGGGCGCUGCCGGUGCGAGCAGACUACUGCUGCCUGGACAGCAGCUCGUCCAGCAGCAGCCAGACCAGCAGCAAGACGGCGUCCCCCUUCACGCCGGCCUCCUCGGACCCCGAGCCCGAGCCCAGCCUGGGCGCCAUCAGCCUCACUGUCGACUACAACUUCCCCAAGAAGGCCCUGGUGGUGACCAUCGUAGGGGCCCGGGGCCUCCCCGCCAUGGACGAGCAGGCGGGCAGCUCGGACCCGUACGUGAAGAUGACCAUCCUCCCAGAGAAGAAGCACCGCGUCAAGACCCGCGUGCUCAGGAAGACCCUGGACCCGCUCUUCGACGAGACCUUCACCUUCUACGGCGUGGCGUACAGCGCGCUCCCCGAGCUCACGCUGCACUUCCUGGUGCUCAGCUUUGACCGCUUCGCACGCGAUGAUGUCAUCGGGGAGGCCGUGGUGCCGCUGAAGGGCGUGGACCCAAGCACGGGGAGAGUCCACCUGAGCCAGCAAAUCAGCAAGAGGAACAUGCAGUGUGAGACUCGUGGCGAGCUGCUGGCGUCUCUCUCCUACCAGCCGGUGUCUCAUCGCCUCAGCGUGGUCGUCCUGAAGGCUCGCCACCUCCCAAAGAUGGACAUCACCGGCCUGUCAGCCAGUGAGUACACACGCUGAGCAGCAGGGGGCGCU
Messenger RNA from Labrus mixtus (cuckoo wrasse), 1400 nucleotides. It is a transcript of the gene syt11a, whose product is annotated as synaptotagmin XIa. Gene Ontology annotation, biological process: calcium-ion regulated exocytosis; regulation of dopamine secretion; regulation of calcium ion-dependent exocytosis. The transcript is spliced from 3 exons. The coding region runs from base 279 to 1385 and encodes 368 amino acids. Lineage: Eukaryota; Metazoa; Chordata; Actinopteri; Labriformes; Labridae. Gene Ontology annotation, cellular component: synapse; axon; membrane. The record is from RefSeq and is a predicted model, not a curated record. Gene Ontology annotation, molecular function: calcium ion binding; SNARE binding; calcium-dependent phospholipid binding.